UUUUCAAUCGCCCCUUCGUCAUUUAUUGCCACAAUACAAUUAUUGGACAAUCAACCGCAGAAAGUAUGUAAUUAUUCAUUGAAAAUGCACCGAGACACUCUGGCAAUUGGAAUUACUUUAGUAACUACCCAACUACCGGGACAUACCGAACGAUAAUUCUCUGUUAAAAUUGUUUCAUUGCAUAGAAAUGACUGUGUACAGUAAAUAUAUCAAUAAAGUACUUCGUGGUUAUUCCUGUCAUGAUCUCAUACAUCCCUGGUCCAGAAGUUGCGGGCAAUCUUUACUCGAUUACUUGGCAAAUUGGUCUUUCGACGGACUUAAAUUCUUUUUCCCAGCAAUAAUGAUAUCAGUGUUAAUGAAGACAAAAACCAACUAUACAAGAGCAAUUCUUAAAGGACUUUACGACAUCUUCAUGUGCACAGUAAUUGGGCAUAUUUCCUUCGCUCUUGCCAUGUCGUACUCCUGCAUUUUCUACAACAUCUUAAAGAGAUGCUACUACUCCACAACUGUGCUCAUUCCAACUUUUUUGGGCGCUCAGACCGUAAAUUUACUGCCACACAAUGCUAUCGUAGGUCACGCCAAUCCUUUCGCUUGCAUGUUUUUUGAGAUCUUCAUAAAAUUCAUCGAUUUCAAUUGGAUGAAGAAAAUGAGGAAAUCCAGAUGGUGGGGAACUUUUUGGUUCAUGUGCGGCAGUGCUGGACUUCUCCAUUUGCUGGACAAACAACGGAAAACUGGUGUCUUUUGGUUUAUCAUACCGCCGAAAAAGAACAAAUUAGUCAAUACCGAAGCUCCCAACGAGGAAGACAUCCGCAAAAUCGUCAAUCUCUGUCCUCACAGAGAGAAAUGCCUCAAUUACAUUUUCCAAGGCGUCAGAACUUAUGCCAAUUACGGAUUGAUGUUGGAAAUUCUACGGAAUAUUAUGUCGAAUUUUGGAAAGAUAAAAGCUAAUCCUGGAGAAUUUCUGUCCUACGCCACGAAGAGGAUCAACUACAAUUUAGUAACUUUCUUAAUGGCCUACGUCGGAUGCUACAGAUUGACCAGUUGCCUCUUGAACAACUUCACAAAUGGCCAUACAUCGGACUUUGUGAAUAUUGCUGCUGGAUUUAUUGGAGGACUGGCAUAUUCAAUCUGGCCCAAUUACAAUCUCUUCACUUCCUGCAUCGUUACAAUGCUCCAGGUUUACUGGCAAUAUCUCCUGUCUCAAGAAAACUGCCCUAAAAUUGUCAAGGAAAUAAACAGGCUCCCCCUUGGUGGACUUAUCUACGGAUUCUGCAUGGCAGUAGCAGUUCAAGUAAUGGUAUUCUAUCCAGACAAAACUGCCCACCUUUCCUACACUGCAAUCAACGCUAACAGUAGUGGGGCAGUAGAUGGACUCAAAUUUACUCUAACAACUCCCUUUUUCGCGGAUAAAUAAAAAAAACAACUACCAA
Molecule: messenger RNA, 1430 nt
Organism: Phlebotomus papatasi
Lineage: Eukaryota; Metazoa; Arthropoda; Insecta; Diptera; Psychodidae
Exons: 5
Coding region: 188-1414 (408 amino acids)
Source: RefSeq, a predicted model, not a curated record